Molecule: messenger RNA, 1813 nt
Organism: Coccidioides posadasii C735 delta SOWgp
Lineage: Eukaryota; Fungi; Ascomycota; Eurotiomycetes; Onygenales; Onygenaceae
Biological process (GO): zinc ion transport; transmembrane transport
Cellular component (GO): membrane
Molecular function (GO): metal ion transmembrane transporter activity
Source: RefSeq, a predicted model, not a curated record
GAAAGGAACAGCUGGACCUUCGAGGUUUGCUUGGUGCGUGGCGAUUGGAUAGUGCCGGCUGUGGAUGGAGCUGGCAAGUAAGUUGCUGGUAGGAAACGGUGGCAGAACUGGCCGAGAGGUUUAGACCAGGAGAUCCCGAGCAACCAAAAGUUAACAGAAGUUAACAACCUAUUUCCUCGAUUUUGAAAGUUUUUAUUCGACAGAGAGGAUAAUUUUUUUGGUUCUUCCCUCGUUUAUGCGUAGUUGCUAAUAAGGACUGAUGGGGCUUGCGAGGUGCUGAAUGGAAUUCGCGAUGGCAUGACCGCUGUCCUGUUUGAUUGACACGGAUUUGAAGCAACACCUCGCACCAUGGGCGGUCUCCUAACAUUGCUCGUCUUGAGCACCUUAAUGGCGGUUGCGUCAUUCGUGGUCGGGUCGCUACCGCUCUCGUUCACGCUCUCUUCAUCGCAACUCCGACUUAUAUCGGCCCUUGGAAUGGGCGUGCUGGUUGGAACUUCUCUCAUAGUCAUUGUGCCUGAGGGGGUAGAGACAUUAUACGGUUCAACAGGGUCUUCGCAUAGCCAUGUUCACCGGAGAGAUGUCGCAGCGCAUGGACUAAAUGUUCUAUGGAAUCACUCACCAGUGCCAGUCGUACUACCUCGUGACAAGCCGGAUGAUGGUCAUGCGGUGCCCGAACCGCCUCCAAUCGUGAAAGAACCUCCUACCGCCCCUGAUAAUAACACACCUAAAGAUAAAGCAGAGCCAGGAAAGGAUUCUGAUAAUAACAACAAUGAGCACCAGAACACCGGGGAGCAGGCGCCAAAAGAACAAAAAGAGGAAAGCUCCCCUCAUGCUUGGAUAGGCAUCGGGUUGAUAAGUGGCUUUAUCCUGAUGUACCUGAUAGAUCAGCUCCCCCAGUACGCGGCGACGUCUUCAAAACAGCAAAACCGUCCGUAUCACAUAUCCUUGGAUAAUCUUGGCUCCGGCCUUGGUCGAGGAGUCUCUCCGUCUCGAACGGGAGGGGGAUUCUUCGAUUUUGGUACCGGAGCGAGACAUUCUCAGAGCUUCGCAACCACUACGGGACUGGUAAUACAUGCGGCAACGGAUGGAAUUGCCCUUGGCGCAUCAUCCUCGAACACUAGCCUCAGUCUUAUCAUUUUCAUCGCGAUCAUGGUCCACAAGGCGCCAGCAUCUUUUGGCUUGACUUCGGUGUUGCUGAAGCAAGGAUUAUCCAUUCGAGCUGCUAGAGGCCAUCUUUUAGUGUUCAGCUUAGCUGCACCAGUUGGAGCUAUUUUAACUUGGCUUGUUGCCCAUACUGUGCUAGCCGGCCAUGCGAGUGACGAGCAAGCCACACAGUGGAGGACUGGGAUGCUGCUUUUGUUUUCUGCAGGCACAUUCUUAUAUGUUGCCAUGCAUACCAUGCAGGAAAACAUAAUGGAAACCACACGACGGGAUACCGCAGUCAACGGGUAUAAUGAGGGAAGAGAGUCUUCGUCCCCCAAGAAAUCCAUGAGAGAUCUAAUCGCUUCUAUCGUUGGCAUGAUCCUCCCAUUGUUCCUGCAGAUUGGUCAUGCUUAAGGUUACAAUAUAAUAUAUCUAGCAGACUUUGCAGUGCAAAAUAUGCUGGCCCGGGAGUCUUAAAAUCUGUUCGAUUCUUGUACAGUACCAUAUGGGUAUGGUUAGGAAAAGGGACCAGUUCUGUUUAGAGACAAUGAGAGGUCUUGGUAUUGGUUGUGCCUCUUAGUUUUAGAAGUCUUUAAGGUGUUAAGAUGUGUUGGAUCUUCUUCAUUACAUCUUGGCCAGUUCUAGCUUCGUUGUCACUAGGCUCUUAGUU